AUGGUGAAGAUCUACGCAUUGAGCAUCCUGUUCAAAGGUGCCACGGACGCGAAAUUCCUCAAGAACGCGCACGAGUUACAAAGCUUCGGCUAUUUUCAGCGCGGCUCCGUUCAAGAAUUUAUGGGGUUUGUUUCGAAAACGGUCGUUGAGAGAACUCCGUUGUCGACGCGUCAGUCAGUCAAAGAAGGAGAAUACAUGUGUCAUGUGUAUGUGAGAGGAGAUAGUUUAGGUGGUGUUGUUAUCUGUGAUCAUGAAUAUCCACAGAGAGUGGCACACACACUAAUUACAAAGAUUCUGGAUGAAUUUGUGCAUGCAUAUCCAUCUGGAGGCUGGCCUAGUUUAACAGAAAGGGAAGUCGAGUUUAAUCAGUUGAAUGUGUAUUUAAAUAAAUAUCAAAAUCCCCGGGAAGCGGACGCCAUGACGAAAAUGCAGGAGGAUUUAGAUGAGACAAAAAUUAUUUUGCAUAACACAAUUGAAGCAGUGCUCCAACGUGGUGAGAAACUCGACGAUCUGGUGGUAAAGUCUGAAGGUCUGAGCAUACAGUCCAAGGCCUUCUACAAAACGGCUCGGAAAACAAACAGCUGCUGCACGUUCGGUUAGCUGAGCACUUGUUAUCCACGUGCGCAGUUCGCCACAUUCCAAGUGCAUUAUUUAUAAUUUAUCAACAAAUUUCGGUGUACAACAAAACGCAAAACACAACCACAUAUUGUGAUAUGUCUCCAAAGCGCAUUUUCUAACAACAAUAACAAAAUUGAUGAGAGCUUCAACUUCAGCGAGAUGAAAAACAAUGACAAACCCCCCUGGAUGUGUUUAUGGUAUAUAAUUGUUCAAUAGUCGCUUCUGUUACGAGUAUAAAUGGACAAUAAGUGUUGUAUGAUUGAUUGUAAUACGUAUAAACCGAUAUUGAAUGUUAUCUUUCCUAUAUAGGUGUUUGUAAAAAUGUCUAUCAACGAGAUUUAUAUAUAUUUAGCCAAAAAUACGAACUAAAGAUGAUGAUUUUAAGGGUAUUGAUGGAGAAAAAGUAUUUAAUUCGUAUUUUAUCGAGAACGACGACGGCAUAAAAGACUACUGCUGAUAAUAUAUUGAAUGUGUCUAUUGAAGAGAAAUAUAAGUGUAAAGUUUAUAAAUGUAAUAAUUUAAAUUCAAAUUAAAAUGAAAUCAAAAACAA
Molecule: messenger RNA, 1168 nt
Organism: Dalotia coriaria
Lineage: Eukaryota; Metazoa; Arthropoda; Insecta; Coleoptera; Staphylinidae
Gene: Ykt6
Product: YKT6 v-SNARE
Exons: 3
Coding region: 1-600 (199 amino acids)
Biological process (GO): endoplasmic reticulum to Golgi vesicle-mediated transport
Cellular component (GO): Golgi apparatus
Molecular function (GO): SNAP receptor activity
Source: RefSeq, a predicted model, not a curated record